Messenger RNA from Plasmodium cynomolgi strain B, 309 nucleotides. Its product is annotated as tryptophan-rich antigen. The record is from RefSeq and is a predicted model, not a curated record. NCBI's taxonomy places the organism in Eukaryota, Apicomplexa, Aconoidasida, Haemosporida, Plasmodiidae. The coding region runs from base 1 to 309 and encodes 102 amino acids. The transcript is spliced from 2 exons.
AUGAAAAUUAUCUUCCUUCUUUCGUAUAUACCAAGCUUCAUGAGUAUUUUAUCGUCCGCUUCAGAGCUCGUACCUGCUUUAAAUAAGUACUUUCAGAAAUAUAAAUCAAAAAUGAAAACGAGGAGCUAUGCAGGAAGCACCUCUUCACAGAGCCCUGAAUUCAUGGAUGGGCAAGAAGAAUGGAAAGAGGAUCAGUGGAAUUAUUUUUUGAAGGAAACGGAGAAAGACUGGGAAAAAUUCAACACGAGUAUGGAAAAUCUGACUUCUUCAUGGUUUGAAAAAAAGAACUGGAAUGGGAAGGAUGGAUAA